GCUAACUCCCGAGUUGUUGCCUCCUGCCGUUUGUACCCUGGUAACUGGUCAGUGCUGUAAGCAAGGCGUCCCGUAUCAGAGGAACUGCGCCAAAGAAUGUCAAUAAACCUGUUGUAAGACAGCACAAGCAUUAGUCCUACGUCAAAAGAUGGAAGUGCAGGACCAGGAGUCUCUGGGGAGAUGGGACGGGCUGGGCAGCCGGGAUGCCAGCUCCAGAUCUGCAGCCAUGGAACACAUCGGCCAGGAGGUCAUGAAGAAAGUUGAGGCUAUCGGGCCCAUACCAGCAUCGCCUCCCUUGCCUCCAGCACUGGGAAGCCUGCCUAACAGUGACCUGAAUGACAUCCUGGCUCACCUUCUCAUGCUCUCCAGACGGUGUCCUUUCGAAGAUGUCAAGGAGCGAUGCAUUCGGCUUCUAAAGGCUGUCCAGGACUUGGGAGUGAGAAUACCAAGACCUCUAGGUAACGGACCAAGCAGAUUUAUCCCUGAAAAAGAGAUUCUUCACGUCAGUAAAGUGGACGCCAGGACACAGUCGAUAUUUGAGGAUGCAUUUGCAGCCCUCGGUCGCCUUGACAACAUUUCCCUAGUCAUGGGCUUCCACCCGCAGUACCUGGAGAGUUUUCUGCGGACGCAGCACUACCUGCUGCAGAUGGAUGGACCCUUGUCUUUGCACUACCGACACUACAUCGGCAUCAUGGCGGCAGCUAGACACCAGUGUUCCUAUUUGGUCAACCUGCACGUGAACGACUUCCUCCAGGUCGGGGGAGAUCCGAAGUGGCUCAACGGCCUGGACAAAGCCCCGCAGAAGCUGCAGCAGCUCGGCGAGCUCAACAAAAUCUUGGCCCACCGACCCUGGCUCCUCACCAAGGAACACAUCGAGUGCCUUCUGAAGGCCGAGGAACACAGCUGGUCACUGGCAGAGCUCAUUCACGCCGUGGUCCUCCUCACACACUACCACUCCCUCGCCUCGUUCACCUUCGGCUGCGGUAUCAUGCCCGAGAUCCACUGCGACGGCGGACACACUUUCAGACCUCCCUCCCUCAGCCAGUACUGCGUCUGUGACAUUGCCAACGGCAACGGUCACGCUAAUCACCACGACGAUCCACUUGGCGACCAUGAGAUGUGUGGCGAGGUGGAGGUGCUGAUGGAGCGCAUGAAGCAGCUGCAGGAGUGCCGUGACGACGAAGAGGCCAGCCAAGAGGAGAUGGCCACUCGCUUUGAGAGGGAGAAGACGGAGAGUAUGUUGGUGGUCACAGCGGAGGACGAGGAGUGCGUCCCCUCCAGAGACAUCUCCCGACACUUUGAGGACCCCAGCUACGGCUACAAGGACUUCUCCAGGAGGGGCGAGCACGUGCCCACCUUCAGAGUACAGGACUACAGCUGGGAGGACCACGGCUUCUCUCUGGUCAACAGACUGUAUCCUGACGUCGGGCAGAUGCUGGACGAGAAGUUCCAAAUGGCCUACAACCUGACCUACAACACCAUGGCAACACACAAGGAUGUGGACACCAGCAUGCUGCGCAGGGCCAUCUGGAACUACAUCCAUUGCAUGUUCGGCAUCAGGUAUGAUGACUACGAUUACGGAGAGAUAAACCAGCUGCUGGACCGUAGCUUUAAGAUCUAUAUCAAGACCAUGGUGUGUAGUCCUGAGAAGACCACCAAACGAAUGUAUGAGAGUUUCUGGAGGCAGUUUCAGCACUCCGAGAAGGUCCACGUUAAUCUGCUUCUUAUGGAAGCGCGAAUGCAGGCAGAACUGUUAUACGCUCUGAGAGCGAUCACCCGCUACAUGACAUGAAGUGCUUUUGGCGUUUUUUUUUUUUUUUUUAUAGUUGUCUUUUUACUGUCAGUGUUGUUGCUCAUUAUGGGACACUUCAAGGAAAAAAAAAAUCAAAGGGGGGGAAUUCAACAAAAAUAUGGAAGAGAUGUGAAAAGCCUUGGGUUGUGAUGACGCUUGUCCCGGUGUUGGAUGGACGCUGAGAAGAGGAUCAGAACAAAAUGAAAGCAAGAAAAAAAAAGAGUGAAAGAGAGAAAAGAACUGUUGAAGCAAAGUCAUCUCAAACAACAAGUGGAUACACAAACUCAGUUCGUGUUGCCUGCAGUGCCAAAACUGACCAAGAGAGGGCAGCCUGGAACAGACUCCUGCUUCUCCUGAGGGGGGUGGUUUGUGCCGGGCCGGAGCGCUGACACCGGAGGCAUCCAGGACGACGUUUCAGUAUUCCAGCGUGCGACACAUUGGUUGUCAAUCUCUUCCAUCUCCUGGUAGAGUGAAGACCCAUAGAAAAAAAAAAUCCCCCAUAAAAGCUGUGCAGCCUGAAACAGUCUGCACUUUGAUUCUGUCGUCACUGUUUUGUUUAGUUUCUUUAAUAUCUUUUUAUUUCAUUUUUGUAUCAAGAGAAGUGGAUGUUGUUGUCGAUGUGGUUGCUGUUAGUGGUAACUGGAGAUGGAAGCAUUAUUUUGGGCGGUGUUUUUACGUGUGCCUGAACUAUCCAGCACAGUGUGUAUACGUGCUGAUGCUGCUGCUCCCAUAUUGUAUUCAGCGGGGUCAUAUUGAUCCCAAAAUCACCCUCCCAAACCCCAUCAUACCCCUUUUAAACCCCUAUCCAUUAGAAAUCCACUGCAUUACCCCUCCCCUCCCUCUUGUCCUGUACUCCUUUACCCCCUUCCCAAAUCUCAAAUGUCAAUGUAAGCUAAUCCAAGGAGUGUGUGAAAACCAGAGGUGUGGAAAGAAACUCAAAGAACACUGAGCCCUUUUUGAGUUUGACUGUACAUGUGUGGAUGAGUCUGUUGUGUUCAUGAUGACUGAGAAGUGGAUGUUUGCGUGUGUUUCACAGAAAUGACGGAAAGAAAAAAAAAGUACGUCUUUUGAAUUUCAUGUGUCAAAAAAAAAAAAAAAAGAUAGCGAGGCACUUUGAAGGAAAGACUUCUUGCUUCUGCUGUAGCUCUGUUAUUGUGAGAUAACUGUUUAUCAUUUGUUGUUUUGAUGAUGAUGAUGAUGAUGUCUUUAUUUUUCUGGUAAUGGGAAAAAAGAAAAAAAAGCUAAUCAAAAAGAAAGUUAGAAACCAGGUUUUCCAGGAGGGAUUUGCUUCCGGUUGCCCUAACCACACCUAUCUUGUCUUCCGCUUAUCCCAGCUGCCUGGUCGCCCUAACACUUUCGAAGCUUUGGAUUGUGAAUUUUACCAGUAAAUGAAUACCUCUUCUGUUUUCUCUAUAAAACAUAUAAGAAGUGCUCUUUGGUGAGCAGAGACUCUUUCCGGGCUGCCGUGUUCCCAUUGCUAGGGGACCGUGCUGGCCUGAACAGGGCCGACUGCGGUCGAUAGCUGUCGAACGCAAAAGGUUGUAGCUGUGCUUAUUUCCCUGCUGGGGAAGUCUAACCAGUGCAAAAGCAGCUUUUUUUGAACAGAGGUGUGAAUCCUCUGCCUUUUUUUUUUUUUUUUUUUUUUGUUUA
Messenger RNA from Thunnus maccoyii (southern bluefin tuna), 3442 nucleotides. It is a transcript of the gene sesn1, whose product is annotated as sestrin 1. The transcript is spliced from 10 exons. Gene Ontology annotation, biological process: regulation of response to reactive oxygen species; positive regulation of macroautophagy; cellular response to L-leucine. NCBI's taxonomy places the organism in Eukaryota, Metazoa, Chordata, Actinopteri, Scombriformes, Scombridae. Bases 149 to 1792 code for a protein of 547 amino acids. The record is from RefSeq and is a predicted model, not a curated record. Gene Ontology annotation, molecular function: L-leucine binding; oxidoreductase activity, acting on peroxide as acceptor. Gene Ontology annotation, cellular component: nucleus.